CGGAUUGUAUCCCUCCUCCCCUGCUCUGCCGCUGCAGCUAUAAAUCCCGACCCCGAUCGAUCGAUGGAGAUGUGGAAAUAUCGGGUCGUGGGAUCGGUUGCUGCCCUCCUCUUGCUACUCGCCAUCGUCGUGCCGUUUACUCAGACCCAGACGCAGAGCGCACGGGACAAAGCUGCCAUGGCGGAAGACGCGGGGCCGCUGGUGGGAGGCAUCAGUGACUCGCCGAUGGGGCAAGAGAACGACCUCGACGUCAUCGCGCUCGCCCGCUUCGCCGUCUCCGAGCACAACAACAAAGCCAAUGCCCUGCUGGAGUUCGAGAAUGUGGUGAAGGUGAAGAAGCAAACUGUUGCUGGCACGAUGCACUACAUUACAAUCCGGGUCACUGAAGGUGGGGCCAAGAAGCUCUAUGAAGCUAAGGUGUGGGAGAAACCAUGGGAGAACUUUAAGAAGCUCGAGGAGUUCAAGCUGGUGGAGGACGUUCCAAGCGCAUAACUCAUAAGGCGCGUCCCAGCUUUGCAAGGAUCUUCAGCUAUGGUGUUGAUGUAGCUCUAUCGGACAUGGUUUAGCGUGUUCUCGUGUAAUAUCAAGAAUAAGUCCGCUUCUUGCAAGUUGUUUUAACCACAUCUCUAAAUAAAAUUCUCAGUAUUAUUGUAUUUUGUUUUUCCUUUGA
Molecule: messenger RNA, 670 nt
Organism: Triticum dicoccoides
Lineage: Eukaryota; Viridiplantae; Streptophyta; Magnoliopsida; Poales; Poaceae
Product: cysteine proteinase inhibitor-like
Exons: 3
Coding region: 64-492 (142 amino acids)
Molecular function (GO): cysteine-type endopeptidase inhibitor activity
Source: RefSeq, a predicted model, not a curated record